CAAACCCAUCUAAUAACCUUCAACGCCAACCCACACUUCUGCUGCUUCUCCCAAUCAACCAAAGCCCUUUCACACACUAAACAAUGCGGCUUCUAAUCCCCGUCGUCGUCCUCCUCAUCUUGUCCGUCGCCGCCCCUCCCGUCGCAGCCUGGCGUCCAUGGCCUCAUCUCUUCCCAAACACCUCCGUCUCCUCCCCCACGGCGCCGAACCCCAAGCCCGACCUCGCUGCUUCAAAGAAAUACGAAGGUUCAUCGGAGUUCGUCCAUCUCCGUUACCACAUGGGUCCCGUUCUCACGGCCAACAUCACCGUCCACCCAAUAUGGUACGGCACUUGGUCACCCUCCCAGAAACACGUCAUCCGGGCCUUCAUCCGUUCCAUUUCCCCAACCCGCCCGUCCUCCGUCCCCCAUCCCUCCGUCUCCGCCUGGUGGCGCACCGUUCGCCUCUAUACCGACCAGACUGGCUCCAACAUCACCGCCAUUGUCCGCCUUGGCGCUGAAAAGAACGAUCGGUUCUACUCCCACGGCGAGCAACUCACCCGCUUCUCCGUACAGUCCAUCAUCCGUACCGCUGUCACCGCUCGCACCCGUCCCCUUCCCGUAAACCCCCGCGGCGGAUUCUACCUCCUCCUCACCUCAUCCGAUGUCGGGAUGGAUGAUUUCUGCGGCAAUGUGUGCGGAUUUCACUAUUUCACAUUUCCGUCCGUGGUUGGUUACACGUUGCCGUACGCCUGGGUGGGGAACUCCGGCGGCCGGUGCGCGGAGGUCUGCGCUUACCCUUUUGCCAUCCCGUCGUACGUGCCGGGUCGGCGGCCCGAGCGAGCCCCGAACGGGGAUGUGGGGGUGGACGGGAUGGUUAGUGUGAUAGGACACGAGUUAGCUGAGAUGGCCUCGAAUCCGCUCAUCAACGCGUGGUAUGCCGGCGGGGACCCGUCUUUCCCUACCGAAAUCGCUGAUUUGUGUGAGGGCAUCUACGGAACAGGCGGCGGUGGAGCGUACACCGGCCAGCUCCUCGUGGACGGCCGGAGCGGCGGAUCUUAUAAUCUCAACGGCGUCCGCGGAACCAAGUUUCUUGUCCAGUGGAUUUGGAACCCGUACCUCAACUACUGCAACGGUCCAAACGCGCUUGACCUAUAAACUGCCUUCAUCGAUCUAUAUCCAUGGCCAAGUCGGAAGAAGGAAACAGGUAAAAAACCCGGGCGAAAUUGAAGAACUAGGGAAGCUGUUCUUUUGAAUUUCUCUUUUGCUUAUUGAUAAUAUUUUACUCUUCUUCUUCCUUGUUCUUGCUGCUUUCCUUGCUCCACCGUGCUAGUGGGCAAUCAAUGGGAAAGUGGAGGACUAAAGAAGAAAUUAAGGACGAUAUUCAUGAAACCAUUUCCAGUAUAAUUAUUGCCUUUGUACAGUAGCUGUUGAAGCUUGCUGUAGAAGCCCUGUAAAAGCUCAUAUCUGUGUUGCUGUUCCAGUGAUUUAUCAACUGCUUUUGUUUCUUUUUA
Messenger RNA from Dendrobium catenatum, 1492 nucleotides. Its product is annotated as protein EXORDIUM-like 3. The transcript has a single exon. The record is from RefSeq and is a predicted model, not a curated record. Lineage: Eukaryota; Viridiplantae; Streptophyta; Magnoliopsida; Asparagales; Orchidaceae. The coding region runs from base 84 to 1136 and encodes 350 amino acids.